CGACAAUCUCAAUGGCACUCUACGUAUAAGAUCUCUUCACUGGCAGCAAAACCAAAGCCAUAUCCAUCUCAAGCAGAUCUCGGAUUUCAUCAUGACAGACCAAAAGCCUGACGUGAAAGAGUUCAGCACUGCCAAGGACGUCGAACUUGAUGAGCCGUCACCAUAUCGCAAUUUGUCUCCUGAAGAUGCAGCUCUCAUGCGAUCUUAUGAAGGCGAAAGGGGUAGAAAGGUAGUCCGCAAGAUUGACUACCGAUUGGUGCCUGUCAUGGCGGUUCUCUAUCUCCUUGCACACAUCGAUCGUGGAAAUAUUGGCAACGCAAAAAUCGAAGGAAUGGACAAAGACCUCGGAUUGACCGGAAACCAAUAUAACAUUGCGAGCACCAUCUUCUUCGUUCCUUAUAUCAUCUUCGAAAUUCCUUCAAACAUCGUACUGAAAAAGGUUCGACCGAGCAUUUGGCUGUCUUUCUUGGUUGUAUCUUGGGGAAUCGUGAUGACUUGCAUGGGCGCGGUACAAAAUUUCAAAGGAAUGCUCGCAUGCCGUGUCAUGCUUGGGCUUGCAGAGGCUGGUUUCUUCCCCGGAGCUGUAUUCAUUGUGUCGUCAUGGUACCCUCGACACGAGCUACAACAGCGCCUGGCUCUGUUCUACACAGCCUCGGCCUUCUCUGGUGCUUUAAGCGGUCUUCUUGCUUUCGCAAUUGCACGCAUGGACGGCCUCCAAGGGAUUAGAGGCUGGAGAUGGAUCUUCCUCAUCGAAGGUGCAGUUACAGUAGCCGCUGGCCUUGUUAUGCCCUUCUUCAUCAUUGACUCCGCAGAAAGAGCUUCCUGGCUGACUGAUGAGGAGAAACGCUUCAUCGACCUCCGACUCCAACUCUCUGGUGUCCGCGCCGUUACCGAGGAGGGCGACAAGUUCUCCUUCAAGCUCCUCGGCAAAACUAUGAUUGAUUGGAAAAUAUGGCUCGGAAUAAUCCUAGCAUGGGCGAACUCGGUGCCAAAUGCGGCCUUUAAAUUUACCAUGCCCCAAAUCAUCAAGCAACUCGGUUUUGUUACCCAGACCGCACAACUUCUUACCAUUCCGCCUUACUUCUGCGGUGGUGUUUCUGCCUGGCUCGUCGGUCGCUACUCCGACAAACUGGCCUGGAGAUUUCCUUUCAUCGUUGGCCCACUCAGUGUCCUUAUCGCGGCAAUGGGAAUAUUGUUUGGGCUCUCAGGCAACGUCAAGGGCAACGUUGGACCAAUGUACUUUGGUAUUGUGUUGGCGCAGAUGGGUAUCUACCCUCUUCUCCCUGGUAUUUCAGCAUGGGUAGGCAACAAUCUCGCACCCUCAUGGAAGAGAUCAAUGGGCCUGGCCUGGCUGCUCGCUGCGGGAAAUCUUGGAAGCUUGGUUGGCACCAAUAUCUUCCUUGACCGUGAAGGCCCAAGGUACCCUACUGGAUAUGGCACAAGCUUGGGAAUAGUUGUAUUGGCCAUGAUUGCUGCAGUGGUACUCGAGUCGACUCUGUGGUCCCGUAAUAAGAAGCAAAAGGCUAUGUCAGAGACAGAGAUCAGGACAAAAUACUCACAGGUGGAGCUUGAUGCAAUGGGUGACAAGAGCCCGCUGUUCUAUUACACUCUAUAG
Molecule: messenger RNA, 1615 nt
Organism: Aaosphaeria arxii CBS 175.79
Lineage: Eukaryota; Fungi; Ascomycota; Dothideomycetes; Pleosporales
Product: MFS general substrate transporter
Exons: 5
Coding region: 92-1615 (507 amino acids)
Biological process (GO): transmembrane transport
Cellular component (GO): membrane
Molecular function (GO): transmembrane transporter activity
Source: RefSeq, a predicted model, not a curated record